Molecule: messenger RNA, 1527 nt
Organism: Geodia barretti
Lineage: Eukaryota; Metazoa; Porifera; Demospongiae; Tetractinellida; Geodiidae
Source: the annotation of a GenBank genome assembly
UAGUCAUGGAGUUCGUACAGUCCCUAACUCAUCCGCUAGAGCUAUGGGCGCUGCUGAGGUUCAAAUUCGGUGGAGCAACCAACCUAGACACCGGCUCGCUCUCUGCCAACAUGAGACGAUGCUAUGAGCUACUGCGACAGACCAGCAGGAGCUUCGCCGCAGUGAUACAAGCACUGGACGACGAACUAAGGCCUGCCAUAUGCAUCUUCUACCUGGUGCUGAGGGCUCUGGACACGGUCGAAGACGACAUGACAAUUCCCAGAGGCGAGAAAGAGGGAAUCCUCAGGAAAUUCCACUCCCAUCUCUACAAUCCCGACUGGAGAUAUAUGGACAGCAAUGAGAAGGACAAGGCCGUCCUGGAAGAGUUUCCAGUAAUAUCAGGUGAGUUCAGAAAACUGGAGCCAGUGUUUCAGGAGGUGAUCUCGGACAUUACCCGGGAGAUGGGGUCUGGGAUGUGCGUCUUUCUCGAAGACAGGGUUGGCUCCAUGACCCAGUGGGACGAGUACUGUCACUAUGUGGCAGGUCUGGUAGGAAUCGGGCUGUCUCGACUGUUCUCGGCCUCUGGUCUUGAGGCGGAGGAGGCGUGGAGUCAGUUUGGGUCCCAACUGGAGGAUCUGGCUCUCCCCCAACACAGAACAGCUGCAGUUCACUGUCUCAAUCUGCUCAUCACCAACGCCCUGCAACACGUCCCCGACGCCCUGCUCUACAUGUCCCGCAUUCGCAACCAGAGUGUCUUCAACUUCUGUGCCAUUCCUCAGGUUAACUAUCAUACAGAACCCCUCUCAUCGGGACGUGUGACAGAAUAAAGUGUCCAUAUUAGUGAAGUUUAUUUCAGGGGUAAAUUGCACGAAAGAGCUUUCUCAGUGGAAAAUUUACGAUGUAAUCCACUCUAGUGAAUUGUUGAAGCACUUUUUUCACAUCACUCCUCACAGACGAUGGCGAUUGCCACGUUGGCUGUGUGCUACAACAAUCCCAAUGUGUUUACUGGAGUUGUGAAGAUCAGGAAAGGUCAGGCAGUGGCCCUAAUGAUGGAGUCGACCAACAUGACACAGUUCCAGGCCAUCAUGACCCAGUUUUCUGAGCAGGUGACUCAGAAGAUAGAAGAAGAAGGUGAUCCAAGUGCCAGUGAUACCAGAGCCAUCACACAGCAGAUCAGGAACCUCUGCUGCCAGUCAAGAUCACAACACCCCUCCCCCUCCUCCCCACUGUCACCCCAGGCACUCAGUCUUCCACUGGUAGGUCUAGUAAUGGCUGGAGCUGCAGCCUCACUCGCCUACUGGAGCACCAACUACUCUUCCACAACCGUCUGAACAAACUGACUGCAUUACCAUGACGUUCGUGUUUGUGCUUUUUAUGCUUGGACCACGAUUAAUAUUGCCCGGUGUAUUAAUAUCUCGUGGCAUUCUGCUUCACGUACUCCUUUGCCUACUUUGUGACAGAGUAGUGGAAGGCCAGAUCACGCACCCCAAAAGGCUGAAAUGGCUGUGCUUUAUAUUAUAAUUAUAUUUACAUGCUGUUUGUACCCAU